AUGGACUUCUCUAACAUCUUUCGUCUCGUUAACAUCGCGGUGGGUGUGAUCAUGGUGCUGGGUGGAAUCAGCCAGUUCUUCCCAGCUAGCAUGAGCUCCGUCAUCGUCGGUGCCUAUGUUAUUAUCUUUGGUGUCGUUGUUGCUGGUCUGGAGUUUGUGCCCAACGUUCCCGAUUAUGCCUACCGUUACGCCUCGUUCCUGUUCUCCUUCCUCGGCCGUGGUAUCUUCUACGUCUUCGUUGGAUCCAUCUUGCUCCACGACAUGGUGCUGCGCGUGAUCGCUGGCUCCCUCGUCGGUCUCAUCGGUGUUGCCUACCUUGUCCUCGAGUUCAUCCCCUCUAUCGAGCCCCCUUCGAACAUGCGCGAAUCCGACCAAGGUUGGGGUGCCGAGCAGGUCUAA
Messenger RNA from Penicillium verhagenii, 399 nucleotides. RefSeq names its product TVP15 family protein. The record is from RefSeq and is a predicted model, not a curated record. Bases 1 to 399 code for a protein of 132 amino acids. Lineage: Eukaryota; Fungi; Ascomycota; Eurotiomycetes; Eurotiales; Aspergillaceae. Gene Ontology annotation, cellular component: Golgi membrane. The transcript is spliced from 4 exons. Gene Ontology annotation, biological process: vesicle-mediated transport.